Molecule: messenger RNA, 1153 nt
Organism: Penicillium brasilianum
Lineage: Eukaryota; Fungi; Ascomycota; Eurotiomycetes; Eurotiales; Aspergillaceae
Source: the annotation of a GenBank genome assembly
AUCCAGAUAUUUUAUCUUAAUUAAAAUCAGAUAUGAGCUGUCAAGGUAUAGCUGUCAUAUGGACCCCUCCAUAGCCCCAGGCCAUCAACAUUGACACCUUGGCGGGACUUCCGCCUUGCCAAGCAUCAUCUCAAGCUGGCCUUCCCCCGUCAACUCGAGACACCUCGAACACCUCAACUACCCGACCCCGUCUCUCCUUCAUUAUCUGCGGUCAAUUGGAUCUGGUAUUGAGUCACUCAUCAAUCCGGUCGCCUCUUUCCUUGCUAUCUUUCAACAUCCAAUUCUAUCAACUCCUCUUCCUCCCUACCUUCAUCAUGACACGCGCUCAGCAGACUCUCUCCGUCCUCCUCCUCGUCUCCUCCCUCUACCUCUCCCUCUACCUCGGCCUGGUCCCCUUGAACGAGACCGUCCAGACCGAGGUCAUCCCCGUGUUGCCUUUCUACGCGGUCAUUGUUUUCGGCUGCUACCUCCUCGGUCGCCUCGGUGUCGCAAUCUUCACUUUCAACGAUGUCCCCGAGGCCCACGCCGAGUUGCAGCGCGAGAUCGAAUUGGCCAAGGUUGAGCUGCGCAAGGGCAAUGUCGAGGUGGACUAAAUUUUGAAAUUCAAAUUCAUUUUCCGUGGAGUUGGGAUUAUCAGGCAUGGCCGGCUACCGGGGCUGGUCUCGCCUCGAGCUUGGAUGCAGGAGCUUGACUCCGACCUAGACCCAGGAAGGGGGCGAGGGCCUGCACCGGGGCAUUAUAAAACACGGUUCUUUCUUAAUGGUCGUUCCUCUUUUUGCCAACAAUGAACAUCCCGUUUGAUACCCUUCAACCUUGGAUUCCCGAAUAUCUUUCGCGCUCGAGGGGUCAGUCAUUGCAGACCUGACGUCCCCCGGACCUAGUAGUCCCCGUUUGAAUAUGGUGAUCGGUAUGUAGGAGUUAGGGGGGAUGGAUAGCUUUUUCUAAAUUCAUAAGGAUAUCGUAAAAUGGACAUGCCCGGGAUCAACUUCCACGCCGGGAAGGAGGGGGGCCAUUCGCAGUCAAACUGAGGGACCGAAUAGCCACCGACAGUAUCAGAGCGCCUCGCAGAAUGAAAUGCAGUUCGCCAAUGCAAUAGUAAGCUGCUUAAAUAAUCGGGUUCUCCUUGGCCAGAGCAUCGUGCUCAUCAAUAUCC